AUGCGCAAUAAUCAAGCUGAGCCGCAGGUCGAAGCCGAAAAUCAAGUGGAAUUGUUUGUCGACGGCUAUUUGCCGAGUGUUCUAUCGAACCUAGUCUACUCGACAGAUAAAAUCAGGAUUGAAAAGAUCAGAGACUAAUUAAAAGCUCCAUGAACAGUUUCCGUGGUUCCCGGUCCGAUUUUAUCAUCUUCAGGUUUCUUUUUAAAUUGUAAUGAAAAAAACGCAGCGCAACCGCAACGCGUAGAGCUAUUCCUUGCGUUCUUCCGUACUUUCAGAGUGAAAAAAAAAACACUAUAAUCAAUUAACAUUUUUUUAAAAAGAUGUUUUAAAGAAAUCAUAAUUAGUUUGAAGCUUUCACUUUCUUCUCUCCUUGUGCGGAAUUUCAACAAGUGACGGAGGCUCUCCGCAAACAUUUGUUCAACUCGAAAGAUUGGCACUAAACGACCACUUGUACGGUCGCCGUCUCAUUAACCUCUUUUUCUUCUCAUUCUUUCAAUUGAUAAAUUUUUUUGAAAAAUUGUUUUGGAAAAAAACCUUGUAGUCUAGAAAACAGUUUCAAACUUUUUUCGCAGUUGACUUUGAUAAAACUAUUAAAGAAACGUUUCUUUUCAUUCAUUGUUUUGCUAAUUAUAAAUAAAAAAUAAUCUCUGUAGCUAAUAAUUAGUGGACUGUCUAACUCUGAUUUCAAAAACUCUGCUUUUUUUUGUCAAGAAGAAGAAGAAGCUCUCUAACUUCUUCCUGAUAUUUGGGUCAUUUUCAUCUUUUUCCAAGUUUUUUUCCCCAUGAAGGCUACAUAAAUCUGAAUCGGAUCCUUUGUUUUUCGUAAAUCAAAAAAGAAUGGCGAAGUCUCCGGGGAUGUUAAAAACUGAAAAAAAGGCAUGACUUCUUUAGGAACACUUUAUAUUUAUAUGAUGCUCCGCAUGAAAGCAGUUAAAACUAACCGAAGCCAUACGAAUCAAAAAAUUAGAUCUUCCGAUUGGCUAAAUUUUUUUUUCAAUUUGAUUGCUCUUUUUUUCAAGCGUUUAAAAAAAUUACAAUAAGUCCAUUAUUUAAACUAAAAAAAGCAAAUUUUUUUAUCGCGAAAACCGGUCCAACUGAUUCUAUUUUUUUAAAUUGACCUUAAUUCUUUAUUUCUGCAAAUUUUCUAAAAAAAUCAAAUUUUUUUAGUUUUUUUCAGAUCGAAAUAUAUAACUUAAGCUUCAAAAAAAGCUCGGUAAAAAAAUUGGGAGGAAUAUUUUUUUCCUGUUUGGAAUUUCUACAGAUAAUUACCAUUCCAUGUGUAACAUUACGAUCAAAAAAAAAGUUAAAGUUCAAUUUUUCUAAAUUUUCGACAUCCUCCGCAUUUUCCAAGUCGAUGCGCAUGUUCUUCUAAUCUCACUAGGCUCGACACGCCCCCUUUUUGCUUCUCACUUUUUUUCCCCUAGCCGAUGUAUAUAUUUUUGCAGUCUCUAUAGUUCAGUGUUGACUUUUCCGGUAUUUUUGGGGAUUUCAGAACCGUGACGUCGACGGGUUUCAAGGAACACUUGUACAGUGUCAUGGAAUUCGAUGAGGAGCCGCAGGCGAAAACGGACGUCGAACGAAUUUCCAUCUCCAUUGUCACGGUUUCUUUCUUUAUGAAGUGUUUUUUUGGCUCAUUUACAAGAAAUAACAAUUUUUGAAGCUCUUUCCUAUUUUUCUAUUCAUUCUAUCAGACAUCAGAGCAAUCAAAAAAAGCUCUGCUGAAUCAUGGUAGAUCUGAAAAGCUAUUCUAAAGUCUUUCCAGUUUAAAAAAAUUUUUUUCGGUAUUUUUUUCCAUCGGCCAAAUUGGUUUCCAGUGUUAUUUCUGAUUUUUUUCAAGACUUUCGCGACUUCGAAAACCUUAAAAAAAGUAAUUUUCAACAAACACCUAAUUUUUUUAAAAAAAUUUUUCAUAUUUUUUUCUGGUUUUUCCAGUUCAUUUCAGGUGGUUUACUUUCGUUCUUAAUUUACUAAAAAAAAAUUUUUUUGAAUAACCGAACGUAAAAAGGUCAACAUUGCUGGAGGUCACAUGAAUUUUUCACAAAAACCUUUUUCGAGGGAAAAAUCCUUCUCUUUUGGUUUAGUGCAAUGCGGUUGACCGCAGGUGCGCCCUAUAACGAAGUGCUUGAAGUAAAAAUAAAAUUUUUCCUUGGUCUAGUACUAGGAACUAUUGAAAAUGAACACAAUUGUACUUUGAAAGGGAAGUUUUCGUUUUCUUAUGAGAAUAAUUUUGAAAGAAACUUUUUUGGAGGUUGCUCUGUGAAAAAAUGUGACUUCAGUGGAUUUUUUUCACUAGAAAAAGGCUAAAACUUGCUCGGAGGAUUUUCAUUACUUUUCCGUUCUUACAGUAUACACUCUAUAUAUACGAAAAAAAAAAUGAAUUUACUCGUAUGUUUUGACUAUUCUUUAAAUUCCUCAAGUUUAUUUUAGAUUAUAGUACAAUUGAGGGUAUUGAAUCUUCUUGUCCGCGAUUUCAGAACCUCUAUGCAACUCUAGAACGUUUUAGAAAAAGAAAUCUGCUAAUUGGUAACAUUUGAUCGAUGGACACCUAGUUGAGCCAUUCUAAGAGCUCAGUGAGCUUUCUCAUCGAUUAUUGAUUUGUCAGUUGUUUCGCCCUUAAAUUGAACUUAGCUUCGAAAGAGUUAUUCUCAACUUGCAAGCUUAUGUGAUGGCUCAAAGUUUGGCGGUUUCAUCAAAAGUCAUCAGACCCAAAACGACUUGCGCAUGGCGUAGCAUUAGAAAGGAUUCCAAAAUGUCAAAAUAUAAGUAGAAAGAAAGCGCUUUGAGCCAUUCCAAGUGCGACCCCGACUUUUCGAGUUGCGAGUUAUGAUGUACAUCCAUUCUCAGAAGCACGGACGGUUCCGACGCGCGAUUCCGCGGAUGCCGAUCGCGCUGGCGGUCUUCUGCUGCUUCUGCAACGUCUUCAUUCCAGGCCUCGGUGACCUUCUUAUAUUUCAUGCUCGAAACUCAAAACUACACCAUUUUUUGUGUUUUUUUCCGACUCGAACAAAUAGCCGAAAAGCAUAAGAGCUCCCUUUGGGACACGGGUUCCUUUUUUUUUUGAAGUAUCGCUCAGUUUUUUGCGCCGUGUUGGUGAUAUUUCUUCGAGAAAGACCGAGGACCACAUGUUUCUCCCAAUUUCCAUCCGAUAUUCAUUUGCCGUUAAAUUGAGGCCCAAGAUCGAAGAAUGAAUCUGGAAAGGAGGAAGUUACUGGAAAGAAAAAGAUGCUUGAUGUAAAUAUUAGUUCUCUUGAUCAAUAACAGAACUUUGAGGGCUGCAAAAAGGGAGAAAACUUGAUUAUGUGUCCUUAUUAGGGAUAUGAGGGCAAUAAAAAUCAUCUUUUGCCGCGAAAAUUUUUUUGGAAAGAAUAAAGUUACCCAAAAUCAAUGAAAUUAGGCUAUAAAGCUCAUGCAAAAAGUAUAUUCCAAAAAAAUCUAUAAAAAAAUUUACGUCUUUUUUUCGUGCAAAAAGUUAGAAUUUCCAAUAAAUUCCUGAAAAAAAUUUGUUUAUUGAGUUUUUUUCAGCACGGAGACAAAUUGAAAAAGGACUGGAAAGAUAUUUUUUUGAGAUCUUUAAAAUUCCAAACGCGAUCCAAAAAAAUUAAUAUGAAAUCCUCUUAAAUGAUCACCUCAACACCUUUGUAUUCUAUUCAUCCCUUUUAUCUCAUUUUUUCAGGAACCUUCCUGUCGGCCUUGUCAAUAUUGUGUUGUGCCGACCCUCGCGGAGGCUCCAAACUGAAUUCUAUGGGUAUAAAUCUCCUUGCUGCUUUAUUACAGGUUCAUAUAUCAGCUUGUUUGUAGUUUGAGUAAUUCUCAGUACGAUAUAUCACCAGAAAUUGUUUUUUUUAAAGGUUGAAAGAAGCUCGCAGUUUUCAAAAAACAUUGAAAAAUUCAUGAUUCAGUGAGACUAUCAUAAAAAAAACCUACCAAAAAGCUUGUUUUUGAUACCGCGGAUUUAUCACUAGUUUUUUUCACGAACUGAAAACACAUAUUUUAUUCAGAAAAGCAGAGCUGUGCGUUUGGCCGAGGAUAGUGGCCGAAACGGCCCACAAUCGUAGCAAUCGCGAAAUUUUUCUAUCUCGUUUCAUGAUUUAGAUUACAUAAUUUUUCUAAAUAACAUAUUUUCGAUCACUCACUUCCCCUUUUAAACAUUCUAUGAAAUUUUCGAGAGAAAAAGGUUCGAAAAGUGGCAAAUUUUCGACCGCUUCGCGACCGCGUUGCAACACUGUGGCCAGCCCUGGCUGGCUCAGAGCACAGCUCUGUCAGAAAAUAUAGGAAAAGAAAAAUCUGGGAAAUUUAGAAGUUCUAUAAAAAUUUUUUUUGAUAAAUAUUCUUUAAGGUUUUUUUGGGCUUUUUUGAAGAAAUAGAUUUUUCUUCUUAUAAGAAAAUGUUUAGUUCCUUUUUCAGAAUAGAAACAUUUCGAAAGAAAAAAAAGAAGGAUUUUUGGCGCUUCUUCGAGUUCGAAUCGUCGAAGUACUAAUUGUAGAAAAACAUAAAAAAAUUAAAUAAUCAUGGAAUUUCUUCAAAUAUGUGGGAAUUUCAAGUGCACUUUUAUCAUGAAACUAUUGGUUUUCAGAUCAAAUUUUCAGUCGAAAUGCAAAAAAAAAAACGGUAGAUCAUUUGAAGAAAUUCUCAAUUGAAAGUUGAAACAUCUUCUGAUGACCAAACUACACAGAAAAAAAAAGACUAAUUAACAUUCUAAAAAGUGUCAAUUGCAGCUGUUGACGUGUCCGCUGGUGGUGGGCUUCGUGUGGUCGGUGAUCUGGGGCGUGCUUUUCAUCCAAAUCGCCCGUAAGUGGUUCAUUUCGGACAUCGACAGUCGCUACCACGCCCUCGACUGUUGUGUGUGCAGUAGAUGGUGA
Caenorhabditis auriculariae is the source of this 4859-nucleotide messenger RNA. NCBI's taxonomy places the organism in Eukaryota, Metazoa, Nematoda, Chromadorea, Rhabditida, Rhabditidae. The record is from the annotation of a GenBank genome assembly.